This is a messenger RNA of Tachysurus vachellii, 1376 nucleotides long. It is a transcript of the gene paqr4b, whose product is annotated as progestin and adipoQ receptor family member IVb. Bases 200 to 1018 code for a protein of 272 amino acids. Gene Ontology annotation, molecular function: signaling receptor activity. The record is from RefSeq and is a predicted model, not a curated record. The transcript is spliced from 3 exons. NCBI's taxonomy places the organism in Eukaryota, Metazoa, Chordata, Actinopteri, Siluriformes, Bagridae. Gene Ontology annotation, cellular component: membrane.
AUAAGUGAGACUCAAUUCUCCAGACUUGAUGGGCACUAAAAGUGCACAAGUGGAAUGGUGUUCAUCCAAAGACAUGGAUUUGUUAAGCUGUAUUUUCUGCUGUAGAUUCAAGCCAUAAACUAUAACAAAUGGUUCAUUUGCUGUGGGACUACUUUUUGGUGUACUUGAUGAGGGCUCUGAGAGUUGCCUUGGAACAGCAAUGGUGUUUUUCAAUGUACCAAGACUUCUGGACUUUAAGAAUUCUCCAACACACCUUCAGUUCAACAGGUAUGUUUUGACUGGAUAUCGCCCCGCAUCCACAUGCACAGGAUGUUUAAGAAGUCUCUUUUACCUGCACAAUGAAUCUGGAAAUAUCUACACACAUGGUGUCUCGUUUGUCUGCUUUCUUUUGCUAUUGCCUCUCAGCAUUCCCUGGUCUGAAAUGGAUGAACAGUGGCUUUGCUUUGUGCACUACCUAGCCUGCCUCUCUCCCACUGUUGGCUCAGUCCUCUAUCACAUCUUCAUGAAUCAUGAAGGCGGAGCUCGAGUUUAUGAUGCCCUGCUCUGCUUCGACAUGUUCGGCGUCUGUCUCGUCAACACUCUGGGUGCUUUGCCAAUCGUGCACAUCACUCUCCUAUGCCAGCCCUGGGCGCGCCAUGCUGCCAUGUUUGGCUACGUGCUCUUCUCUUGCCGUGGUGUCCGUGAUGCGCUAAUUGCUCGGAGCGGUGCUCGACGUCUGCAAUCAUUUGCAUUCCAAGCCUUGUUCCGGGCGUUCCUGUUUUUCCUGCGCUGGUUCAAACUUGGCACUGGAAACCCUGAGUCACUCCAUCUAUAUGUCAUCAUGGAUGUGCUGGCUUUGAUGGGUGGUCUGGUCAAUGUGUGGCGCGUUCCUGAGCGCUUCAGCCCUGGCACCUUUGACUACUGGUUAAACAGUCACCAGAUCAUGCAUAUAGCAGUCAUUCUGGCCAUAUUGUACUUGCACUGGGGCACCAUGGAGGAUUUGGCAUGGCUGAAGGGCUACGAGUGUCCUCAAAAAUGAACGAAAUAAUAGCUAGUACUUGCUAGGGUGGGAGGAAUAUGAAACAAAGUACAGGCAACAUAUCAUUGUCUUCAGCACACCAUGUACAAGUGCAUUGCAGUGGCUCAGAAGCCAAAGUUGUCCCAUAAACAAAUUAACCAAAAGAAGGUGAUGAGUUUGUCUGGAAUAUAUACUGCCUAAGCUGCAUUCAGAAAUGAGAAGCAGUUUGCUCAUGCCUGAAUAUAAAGUUUGCAUAUAAUGCUGCCUUAAAAGAUCCCUUAAUUUUUCUGUCUAACGUGUCCCAUAAUCAAUUAAAAAAUGGUGUCGAAAAGUCCACUGGGUGAGAGAGAAGUUCCUGUAUAAAUUUACAUUGUCUGUA